This is a messenger RNA of Cynara cardunculus var. scolymus (artichoke), 1522 nucleotides long. Its product is annotated as WD repeat-containing protein 55. The record is from RefSeq and is a predicted model, not a curated record. The transcript is spliced from 16 exons. Gene Ontology annotation, molecular function: protein binding. NCBI's taxonomy places the organism in Eukaryota, Viridiplantae, Streptophyta, Magnoliopsida, Asterales, Asteraceae. The coding region runs from base 189 to 1247 and encodes 352 amino acids.
AUUUUUAGGGUUUACAUCUUCUUCGUGUAAAACCCCCAGGCCUCAGGACGACGACGCCCUCCGACUCACGACGGAGACACCCUCCGACUGCCAAGUUAGGGCGCGCAUCUCAACCCACAACUCCAUUCGCCUCUUAUCUUUUUCUCUUCUGAUAAAGGUGAAGAAUAUAGCAUAUUCUGUCAAUCUAUAUGGAGAUUAAUGUGAAGAAUAUAGCAUUCGACCUCGAUUUUCAUCCCUCUAACCAGCUAGUUGCUGCUGGUUUAAUCACCGGCAACCUUUUUGUAUAUCGCUAUGCUGAAGAUUCUGAACCACAAAGGGUGUUGAAGGUUCGUGCCCACAAAGAAUCAUGCAGAGCUGUUAGAUUCAUCAAUGAGGGACGUGUAAUCCUCACGGGUUCACCAGACUGUUCAAUCCUAGCCACUGAUGUUGAAACAGGAUCUCCAGUUGCUCGUCUUGAAAGCUCUCAUGAGAAAGCUGUCAACCGGUUGGUUAAUCUCACAGAAACAACAAUUGCUUCUGGAGGUGACGAAGGAUGCAUAAAGGUAUGGGAUACAAGACAGCAGUCCUGCUGCAACUCAUUUCAAGUUCAUGAAGAGUACAUUACUGAUAUAACCUUUGAGCCUGAUUCCAUGAAACUUUUGGGAACAAGUGGAGAUGGCACUCUAUCUGUUUGUAAUCUGCGAAGUAGCAAGGUUCAAACCCAAUCAGAGUUUUCUGAAGACGAGCCAUUGUCUAUAGUGAUAAUGAAGAAUGGUCGAAAAGUUAUAUGUGGGACAGAAAGCGGAACUAUGUUAUUAUACUCUUGGGGUUUUUUCAAGGAUUGCAGCGAUCGCUUCACCGGUUUAUCUCCAAAUCCAGUGAAUGCCUUGUUAAAGCUUGAUGAAGAGAGGGUUAUUACUGGAACUGAAAAUGGUCUUAUUAGUUUGGUAGGUAUAUUACCCAACAGAGUAAUUCAGCCAAUUGCAGAACACUCGGAGUAUCCUGUUGAGCGUCUUGCAUUUUCUCAUGAUAGAAAGUUUCUUGGAAGCAUAUCACAUGAUUCGAUAUUGAAGCUGUGGGAUAUCGAUAGUCUACUGCAAGAUUCUGGAAAGAAAGUAGAGGGUAAAUCGGCUGCUGACAGUGAUGAAGAUGAGAUGGAUACGGAUACCGAUGAUGUCCUUCAAAAAUCAUCCAAAGGCACAAAGAGGAAGAACAAUGGAGGAAGUAAAGGCCUUGAUACCGCAAGUAAUUUCUUUGCAGAUUUAUAGUUUGCGUUCGUGGUGAGUCUGAUGUUCAUGAAAACAUCAAAAAGGCUACGGAAUUGUUGCCUUCUCUACUUGUUUUACGUUGUUCGCAUAGUUUUUCGUCAAGUUUCUACGAAGAUAUAAGCAUAGUUGUUUUCGAAACGGGUCAAUGUUUUGCUCGUGUGACGAUUUUUUAUGAAGUGCGAUUGCAACCAUUUUUUUUUUAUAAAAUUUUAAGCUUAAGCUACUUGUUUAUGGUUUCUCUUUUGGUUAUGCUUAACUAGAAGGGUAUUCGCGCA